UUCCCCUUUUCCUCCUUCGAAGUUGAAAGGCAAAGCAAGGCUGGAGCAGCGGGGACCAAGCUCGUCUCUCCUUUCCUCGUUCCCGGUAGUGGGCUGCUGAAAUCGUCCCGUUUCGCCUUGUUUUUGUGGUUCUCCUUUACCUUUCUGUACGAUGGCGGGGGCUAUUAUUGAGAAUAUGAGCUCCAAAAAGUUGGUGAUAUUCGGAGUUAUCCUGCUUUUGUUCCAGGCGUUGUCCUUCAUGGUCGGCGGUCUGAUUGCUCCGAGCCCCACCUCAGUGAUCCUGUACAUGGCCAACAAGUGUGUGGACACGGCCAAGAGCCACCAGAGCACCAAGUGGUUCAUGCCCUGGGGGCCCAACAAGUGCGAGCUCAUCCGCAGCUUCGACGAGGCCAUGGCCAAGAAGAUCGAGGCCAACAACAUCGUGUUCGCCGUCCACAUCCCGCAGCAAAACAUGGAGAUGAGCCCCUGGUUCCAGUUCAUGCUCGUCAUCCUGCAGUUGGACAUCGCCUUCAAGAUGCACAACCAGAUCGAGGAGGGGGCCCUGGCUACAGUGGACGUGGCCCUGGCCUACAGAGACGACACUCUGAGCGAGUGGACGGAGAUGGCUCACUCCCUGGAGCAGAGGGAGCUCAAAUGUAAAUUCAACACCCAGAAGAACUAUGAGAACGAGGGCCGCUACUACGACUGUGACCUCCUGCCCUUCAUGGAGUUGGGCAGCGUGUCCCACAAGUACUACCUGCUCAACAUCCGCCUGCCCGUGCACGAACGCAAGAAGAUCAACGUAGGCAUCGGGGAGGUCAAAGACAUCCAACUGGUGGGCAUCCACCAGAACGGAGGCUUCACCAAGGUCUGGUUCGCCAUGAAGACCUUCCUCACCCCCAGCAUCCUCAUCGUCCUCGUCUGGUACUGGAGACGGAUCACCCUCAUGACCCGGCCCCCCGUGCUGCUGGAGAAGGUCAUCUUUGCUCUGGGCAUCUCCAUGACCUUCAUCAACAUCCCCGUGGAGUGGUUCUCCGUUGGCUUCGACUGGACCUGGAUGCUGCUCUUCGGAGACAUACGGCAGGGCAUCUUCUACUCCAUGCUGCUCUCCUUCUGGAUCAUCUUCUGUGGGGAGCACCUCAUGGACCAGACGGAGAGGAACAGGUUCUCGAUCUACUGGAAGCAGGUGGGACCCAUCGUCUUCGGCUCCUUCUGCCUGUUCAUCUUCGACAUGUGUGAGAGGGGAGUCCAGCUCACCAACCCCUUCUACAGUAUCUGGGCCUCAGACGUUGGAACAGAGCUGGCUAUGGCGUUCAUCGUCGUGGCGGGGAUCUGUGCCUGCCUCUACUUCCUCUUCCUGUGCUUCAUGGUGUUCCAGGUGUUCCGCAACAUCAGCGGCAAGCGGUCUUCCCUGCCGGCCAUGUCCAAGGCCAGGAGGCUCCACUACGAGGGCCUGAUAUUCAGGUUCAAGUUCCUCAUGCUGGUGACUCUGUUCUGCGCUGCCAUGACGGUCAUCUUCUUCAUCCUCAGCCAGGUGAUGGAAGGCCACUGGCAAUGGGGCAGCCAAAAGCUGGAGUUGAACAGCGCGUUCUUCACGGGGAUCUACGGCAUGUGGAACCUCUACGUGUUCGCCAUCAUGUUCCUGUACGCGCCGUCGCACAAGCGCUACGGAGACAACCAGUCCGGUGGACAGUGCAUCAUAAGUGACACCGGAGCCAGUGGAGAGGAGAUCCAGUUGACCACCACCAUCACCCACGUGGACGGGCCCACGGAGCUGUACAAGAUGACGGGGAAGGCGGCACAGGAGUAGCCCCUCUCCGCCGGGCCGGGCCCUUGAUUGCUGCCUCCUGCUCCCUAGGGGCCCUAAAGUCAUAACCUUUUUUAUAUCAACGACACUAAGGGGCCUCUCGUCAGCUAGGGUAGGGUCUCUACGCUCCUCUCUAUGGCUCUACACUCCUCUCCACUCCACUGCCUGACUCAAUCAUGGACACUUGGGAUAAAGUCCUCUCUCACUCUGUCUCCAGGAGUCUGACCAAUCACAACGACUUAUCCGUCUUGUUGUUUCAUCGGUUGCAGUUCUUUGUAAAGUGUUUUUUUUAUUUUAUUUUUUUUGGUACUUUGUGCGAACUCGUAUGGGGUGGUACAUAUUACAAAACCCUUCAUUUCAAACCAUCCAGAUCAGUGUUGUAGCCGUUGUUAAAAGCAGUCGUUACACCAGAGUCUUCUGUUAGGUAGGUAGGCUCACAGUAGAAUGACUGACUGAAACCCAACCUGGGUCUUUCUGUUAUGGGAUGGACCACAGGGUUUUAUUGGCUAGUAAAUGACCAAUUUGGAUUUUUAUAGGGAAUGUAUGUUUUUCUAGUCCUAUAUUUUCAUGUUGGCCUAAUGGUCUCAUCGAAGGCUUCCUCUAUGUGCACUCACACCAAUACGCUCUCGUAGAACAUAGAUAAAGGGAGAAGCUAUUCUCUAAUGUUACCUUUUUUUAUUAUUGUUGGGGAAAUGUACAGACUCUACAUAGGUGUUAUUCGGUGAGCGAAAUGGAUCUUGUAAUGUCAUUCAUUGUUACAAUGUAGAUAUCAAUUUUUUCUAAAGUGCUUAUAAUCAAUUUAUAAUGUAUUCGCAUGAAGUAGUAUCCUUGUUGUUUGAGAGAGAUUUGAAGUUGACGAGCCUUUUACACAUGGGCCCUAGUUAUUUUGUGCAUUUUAUUCUAAUUUAAAUAAAAUCUUUUACUUUA
This is a messenger RNA of Gadus macrocephalus (Pacific cod), 2713 nucleotides long. It is a transcript of the gene wls, whose product is annotated as Wnt ligand secretion mediator. Gene Ontology annotation, molecular function: Wnt-protein binding. The coding region runs from base 152 to 1789 and encodes 545 amino acids. Gene Ontology annotation, biological process: intracellular protein transport; Wnt signaling pathway; Wnt protein secretion. NCBI's taxonomy places the organism in Eukaryota, Metazoa, Chordata, Actinopteri, Gadiformes, Gadidae. The transcript has 12 exons. The record is from RefSeq and is a predicted model, not a curated record. Gene Ontology annotation, cellular component: organelle membrane; endomembrane system.